UUCUCAUUCGUAUUUCGUUUCUCGUAAGCUACAGAGCUCUUCUCCUUUUAAAAAUAUAAAAAAAAAAUUUCAGUGAAAAAUAAAAUUUUAAGUAAAAAAAUUUGUUUGUCUAGAAACUUUUAGUGAAUAUUUAUUUUUCGGUUUUUCGAGACAUUUCCGUAAAUGAUGAAUUUUUGCUCGGUGCCCUACGAAGCUGAUUACGGCAUGUAUGCCGAUUCAAAGAUGAAGAACGUGCCUCAGUACCCGAUGACUAUGAAUCCCGGCCAGGGUAUGGGCCAGCCCAUGCCCGUGCAGCCGCUGAACCCACCGCAAAUGAACCUUCAGAUGCCGAUGUCUUCGAGCAUGCCCCCAAUGUCAUCUUAUCCGGUGCAGGGCAUGCCGCUAGGCAUGAUGUCCGGCGGAGGCAACAGCGGCAUGACGCCCAUGUCCACAAUGUCCACACAGCUGCCAAUCGGAGCGAUGACGCCGCUAAGCAGCGUGACCAUGAUGCCCAUGGGCAAUGCCAUGGGCUCUAUCGAUGCACCCGGGAUCAAUGCCGUCAUACCCGACCUGCAGUCCAUGUCUGCGAUGGGACAGAUGCAGCCGAUGGGUCAGAUGCAGCCCAUGCAGCAGUACGGUGAUGCGGGAUCCAACACGCAGAUGCAUCAGGGUCGCUUUACAGGCGGCAGUGGUGGUCCCUCGUCGCCCUCGCAGGCCGGCGGCUGGAAUUCUAAUGCCAACAGCAGCGGCAAUAACGGCUACAACAUGUGGCAGUACACCCAGCCCAUGCAGUACCAGCAGCAGAACCAUAAUCAAGCCCAACAGCAGCAGCAGCAGCAUAAUCAUCAACAACAGCAGCAGCAACAUCAGGGACAGCGGAUGAAGUCCGGCUACGAUCUGCAACCCGUCAACUACCGGGAUGUGCGCAACGGCCUGAACACGCCAUCCAUGAUCGAGUCAUCAGCGAAGUUCAGCAAGAGCACCAAUUCAUUCAAUUGUGGAAAAGCAUCAAGCAAGGUCCCCCAUUGGCGAUGAUGGAGCUCCAGGUCCAUCUUAAGUUGAGUUUUACAGAUGUCCGCGUUAGUUUUGUGUUAAAUAUUCUUCCCCUACGCAAACAAAUACCCCUCACACAAUAACCCAAACGACACGAUCAACACUUUGGUGUGGAAUAAAAAUGGCUUACUUGUUUUAGCCAAGUUAAUUCCGA
Molecule: messenger RNA, 1186 nt
Organism: Drosophila kikkawai
Lineage: Eukaryota; Metazoa; Arthropoda; Insecta; Diptera; Drosophilidae
Product: mediator of RNA polymerase II transcription subunit 15
Source: RefSeq, a predicted model, not a curated record